Helianthus annuus (common sunflower) is the source of this 687-nucleotide messenger RNA. RefSeq names its product peroxidase N1-like. The record is from RefSeq and is a predicted model, not a curated record. The coding region runs from base 1 to 657 and encodes 218 amino acids. The transcript has 3 exons. Gene Ontology annotation, cellular component: plant-type cell wall; plasmodesma. Gene Ontology annotation, molecular function: heme binding; peroxidase activity. Lineage: Eukaryota; Viridiplantae; Streptophyta; Magnoliopsida; Asterales; Asteraceae. Gene Ontology annotation, biological process: response to oxidative stress.
AUGUUAACCCCGGCCUUACUCGCCCGUCUGUACCUGCUGGACCGGCAACGGUGUUUGGGAGCGGGUAGGGGGCACCCGCCAGCGGCGCUGACUGGGGGAAGUGGUUGGGCAGUGCCAACAGGUCGUCGAGACGGAUUAGUUUCACUGGCAUCUGAUGCAGAAAGCAUACCUGGUCCUAAAGACUCCAUUGAUGACCAAAUCAAGAAGUUUGCUAACAAAGGUCUUAGCAUUGAAGAUCUUGUUACCCUUGUAGGAGGACAUACGAUUGGGACAGCUGGCUGUGUCACAUACAACUACAACAAUACUAAUGCACCCGACCCUGCUAUUGACCAAGGAUUCCUUCCCCAUCUUCAAACCCUAUGUCCUCUUAGCGGUGAUCUUAAAAGGCGAGUGGCCUUGGAUACAAACAGCGAAAACAAUUUCUACAACUCAUUCUAUGAAAACAUAAGGCGUGGACGAGGAGUACUUGAAUCCGAUUCAAAGCUGUGGAGUGACCCACUAACACAAAGGUUUGCGCAACCGUUUAUUGGAGCUAGCAGAUCGCAUGGAUCGACAUUCAACAAGAUGUUCGCGAUAGCAAUGGUGAAGAUGAGUAAAAUUGAGUUAAAGACAUGUAAUCAAGGAGAAAUUCGUAGGGUUUGUAAUAGAAUUAAUUAACUGAUAUGAAGACUCAAGGCGAGUGGUAUA